Pseudopipra pipra is the source of this 1209-nucleotide messenger RNA. RefSeq names its product spermatogenesis associated 2 like (gene SPATA2L). Gene Ontology annotation, cellular component: cytoplasm. The record is from RefSeq and is a predicted model, not a curated record. NCBI's taxonomy places the organism in Eukaryota, Metazoa, Chordata, Aves, Passeriformes, Pipridae. Bases 1 to 1209 code for a protein of 402 amino acids. The transcript has a single exon.
AUGCGGCAGGAGCACAGGCAGGAGUACGGGCAGGAGUUCCGGCAGGAGUUCCACCAGGAGUACCGGCGGUGCCUGGAGCAGGAAUUCGGCCCCGCCGGGCCCUGCCCGGACCCCGCGGUGGCGGAGCGGCUGCGGCAGCGGCUGCGGCGGGAGCCGGCGCUGCUCGGGGCCCUGCAAGAGGACGGCCCGGCCCUGCUGGCCCGGGGGCUGCGGGGCCAGCCCGACCCUGAGCUGGCGCUGCGGGGCCUGGCUGGCGCCUUCCGGCUGCUGGAGCUGGCAGCCCUCAACCUCUACCUCUUCCCGUGGCGCCGGGAGUUUGGCACCAUCCAGGUGAGCCCCGCGGUGGUGGGGGGAUGCUCUGGGGGUCUCCUGACACCUCCAGCCAUGCCCCCGCUUUCCCUGCAGACCUUCUCCGGCGCCUUUGUGCACCUGCUGCGCCCGGCGCUUCCCGAGGGCGACCUGCUGCGGAGUCUGGGCCGCCUGGGCUACGAGCAGCGGGACCAGCACCGCCUGGCUGUGGCCCGGCUGCCCUCGGGGCCGGUGCUGAUUGCAGCCGCUGCUGGAUUCCUGUGCUGCCGGCUGGAGUGCGAGAUCCUGGGGGAGCUGGCGCUGCAGCUGCAGCCACGCCAGCCCUGCGCCGAGGAGCUGCUGGAGGCACGGCACCGGGCCAGGGAUGGGCAGAGCUGCCUGGAGCUGCUGCGGGACCCGGGGAUGCAGUGUGGGGCGGCUGCUGACUGCAUAGAUCUGUACCGGGACACACUGGACAUCCCCGAGGACAUGGGGGGCGAGGACACAGCCCCCCCAGCACUGUGGAGGGACCCUCAGGACGUGCCCAUGAGGGGCUGGGGACACUGCAAUGAGCCGGAGCCUGUGGGCAGUGCUGAGCCAGACACCUCUCACCUCUUCCUGGAGCAGGAGUUUGCAGGGGGCAGCAGAAGCCCCCAAGUGCUGGGGGAGCCCCAGGAUUGCCCCCAGGAUGCCCCGGAGCUGCCUUGCUACCAGCUGCACUCGUGCCUGCGCCGGGGCACGCUGCCCUCGUACUGCUGCAGCACCUGCCGGCAGCUGCACACAGGGGGCUGUGCCACAGGCCGUGCCUGCCGCAGCCGGCACCACGGGCAAGAGCUGCGCGGGGAGCGCCAGCAGCGGCUCUGGCUGCAGCGCACGGAGCUGGACAUGCUGCUGGCCGAUGGCUCUGGACCCCACUCCUAA